Molecule: messenger RNA, 699 nt
Organism: Saccoglossus kowalevskii
Lineage: Eukaryota; Metazoa; Hemichordata; Enteropneusta; Harrimaniidae
Product: actin-binding protein WASF3-like
Biological process (GO): actin cytoskeleton organization; positive regulation of Arp2/3 complex-mediated actin nucleation
Cellular component (GO): SCAR complex; cytoskeleton
Molecular function (GO): protein kinase A regulatory subunit binding; Arp2/3 complex binding; actin binding
Source: RefSeq, a predicted model, not a curated record
AUUUGGCGAUUUUUCCGUCUUCCUGCUUUUAUUUCCUUCAAGAAAGUGAAGAAUUUCUUCAAAGUUUUAUCAUCUAUGCCUUUGUCGGACGUGCUCAAAACGUGGCUAGUCAUGUAAAGCAGCCUAGCGACCAUGCCUUUGAUAAAACGACAAGUGGAACCGACGCAUCUCAGCAGAGGUGUGGUAUCAGACCGUAUAACUAAUGAAUUAGAAUGUGUCACCAAUAACACAUUAGCCGGAGUGAUUCGGCAGCUCAGUAGUCUUGGUAGGCAUGCGGAAGACAUCUUUGGAGAGCUCUACAAUGAGGCACAUUCACUGUUUGAGAGGUCCAACAAUUUACAGAGCAGGAUCGAUAAGCUGUCCGAUAAAGUGACAAAGUUAGACUCCUCCGUGGAGGAAGUUUCCUUACAGGAUAUCAAUAUGAGGAAGGCGUUCAAGAGUUCGGUGUUAACCGAUCAGCAGGUGGUAUCGAGAUCCAGUAUCCCAUCAGCCAUGAAUGAAAUUUACAAUCAGUGUGAUAAACCCCCAGCAUUAAAUAAUCUCAGUAAAUACAGGGAUGAUGGCAAAGAAGGACUGAAGUUCUACACUGAUCCUACGUACUUUUUUGAGCUCUGGUGUCAAGAUAUCAAAGAACAGACAGAAAAAAUAAAACGAGAAAAGAAAAAGAAGGUGUGUAUAGACUCUCCUACAUCCAAAUGA